GUAAGGAGGAACUAGUAGAACGACUUCAAGAACAAGAAAAAGAAGCUGAAGUGGUCGUCAAUGAAGAAUCAGCCAACCUGCAACAACUCCAAAUGACCGUCCAAGCUGCCACCAAAGCGGCUCAGCAAGCCCAAACAGAACUGAAACUCUUACAAACCACCUUACAACUGGCUCAAGGAAAUGCGGCCAAUUCUCAACAGGCGCUGGACGGGUCUCAGCAACAGUUGCAAGACAAAGAGGAACUGGUUGAAGCUGCUAAAUCGAGAGUGGAAGAACUGAAUAAGAUACUGCGUGCUUCCAAAGCUGAGCUGUCGAAAACGAAGGAAUCUGCCAAGAAAGCUGAGCAGGCGGCCAGUGAGGCUAAGCAAGCUGCUGGAAGGAGCAAAAGGAAUGUAAAAAGGAACAUUAAAAUUGAAGAUGAAGAAUCAUAAUAUACAUACACUUUAUAGUUUUUAUGUCUUUACUUGAAAUAUAGAAAACAUAAUAAUAUUUUUUAUAUAACACAAUAAACUAUAAUUCGCUUUA
This is a messenger RNA of Sitophilus oryzae (rice weevil), 525 nucleotides long. Its product is annotated as coiled-coil domain-containing protein 158-like. The record is from RefSeq and is a predicted model, not a curated record. Lineage: Eukaryota; Metazoa; Arthropoda; Insecta; Coleoptera; Curculionidae. The annotation marks the transcript as partial. The transcript has 2 exons.